AUGAUCCCUACCGCACUCACAGUCCUGCUCGCUGCUCUCGGUGUGACCGGAUCCCCGGUAGAACCCCGAGCAGCAGAUGGUCUUAAUACACGUGCCGUUGCGGCAGGCAAGCAGUACUUCGGCAGCGCAACUGACAACCCCGAGCUUUCAGAUACAGCUUACCUUGCCGGCCUCAGCAACACCGCAGAUUUCGGACAGAUCACACCCGGUAACUCAAUGAAAUGGGACACCAUUGAACCAUCUCGCGGUACCUUCUCCUAUACGAAAGGAGACGUUAUUGCAGAUCUUGCUGCAAAGAACGGACAACUCCUCCGUUGCCAUACCCUUGUAUGGUACAAUCAAUUGCCAAGCUGGGUCACCAAUGGUGGCUUCGACAACUCCACCCUGAUUAGCAUCCUCCAGAACCACAUCACUAACGAGGUAACACACUACAAGGGCAAGUGCCUCCACUGGGACGUGGUCAACGAAGCGCUCAACGAGGACGGAACCUACCGCACCAACGUCUUCUACACCACCAUCGGCCCAGCAUACAUCCCUAUUGCCUUCGCUGCAGCCGCUGCCGCCGACCCCAGUGCAAAGCUCUACUACAACGACUACAACAUUGAAGCAGCCGGUUCCAAAUCCACCGCCGCCCAGAACAUCGUCAAGCUCGUCAAAGCCUAUGGCGCCAAGAUCGAUGGCGUCGGCAUGCAAGCCCAUCUCAUCGUCGGAUCCACCGGCUCCGAAUCUGUCUCCGCCUGGACAGCCAAUAUGAAUGCCUUCACCGCCUUGGGCGUCGACGUCGCCAUCACCGAGCUCGACAUCCGUACUACCACACCUGCUACCGCCGCUGCCGUCACGCAGCAAGCGAAGGACUACGCCACCGUGAUUGGGGGCUGCAAGGCUGUGACUCGAUGCGUAGGUGUCACCAUCUGGGACUACACGGACAAGUACUCCUGGAUUCCUUCUACAUUCUCCGGCCAAGGUGCUGCGUUGCCAUGGGACGAGAACUUGGUUAAGAAGACAGAGGUGUAUAACGCUAUUCUUAAUGCUUGGGGGACUGGCAGGCAUAGCACGGGUACGACCCCUACUGCGACCGCCACCGCGACCGCGACGAAGACGACUACUACGGCAGCUCCAGCAACGAGUUCUGCGGCGAGUGGCACGGUGCCGAAGUGGGGACAGUGCGGUGGGAAUGGGUGGACGGGUCCUACGCAGUGUGAGGCGGGAAGCACGUGCACAAAGGCCAAUGACUACUAUAGUCAGUGCUUGUAG
Molecule: messenger RNA, 1254 nt
Organism: Didymosphaeria variabile
Lineage: Eukaryota; Fungi; Ascomycota; Dothideomycetes; Pleosporales; Didymosphaeriaceae
Exons: 3
Coding region: 1-1254 (417 amino acids)
Biological process (GO): carbohydrate metabolic process
Cellular component (GO): extracellular region
Molecular function (GO): hydrolase activity, hydrolyzing O-glycosyl compounds; cellulose binding
Source: RefSeq, a predicted model, not a curated record